CCUCACAUAGUCACAUGCGUGUCCGGCUUCGGUUCUUCCCUCCAGAACUUGAUAGUGUUUGCCGCUAAAGGCGAAGAAGCAGCGAGCCUCGACCUCCACGAGCUUCCAACAUUUCGAUGUCUCACAGCUUGCAGCUCUCAUUCCCUGCAAGCACUUUCGGCUCUUCUAGGAAUAUCAAGAGAACCAAUCCUCAGUGUCUCCAAAUUCUCUGCUCUUCUGGACAUUCCAAUUUCAAAGAUGAAGACGAUGUUGAUAAUGGAAGAGUCCAAGGCGUAUCCUCCAAGGCGAUAUGGAUUGAGAGAUAUAGCAAUGGUACUACUAAGAGAUAUGAAGUAGAUGAUAAAUCACAGUUAACUAUUACUGUUGAGGAAGAUAGGCCUACUACAAACAGUUUCCACGAUUUCAAUUCCCAGGACAGAAGAUUAAACUGGCUUCCGCGUAUAAUAAAAGACUUCAUUUUACCCGAAGGCUUCCCAGGAUCAGUUUCAGAUGAUUACUUGCGCUACAUGUUGUUUCAGUUCCCUACCAAUGUAACUGGAUGGAUCUGUCAUGCCUUGGUCACUUCGAGUCUCUUGAAGGCAAUUGGUAUUGGCUCCUUCUCAGGAACCGCAACUGUUACUUCUGCUGCUGCCAUUAGAUGGUUAUCAAAGGAUGGCAUUGGAGCCGUUGGACGGUUACUUAUUGGGGGGAGGUUUGGAAAUCUUUUUGAUGAUGAUCCAAAGCAAUGGAGAAUGUAUGCAGACUUAAUUGGAAGUGCGGGAAGCAUUUUUGAUCUGACGACCCAACUAUAUCCUUCCUAUUUCCUUCCUUUGGCAUCUGCAGGAAAUCUUACUAAGGCUGUUGCAAGAGGGCUAAAAGAUCCUUCUUUUCGUGUGAUUCAAAACCAUUUUGCCGUUUCAGGAAAUCUAGGAGAGGUAGCAGCAAAGGAAGAAGUUUGGGAAGUGGUUGCUCAAUUGACUGGCCUUGGUUUGGGCAUACUGAUACUGGAUACACCUGGCCUAGUAAAAUCAUAUUCUGAAUUAUCUUUGACUUGGAUGACUAUACGGCUUGUGCAUCUUUGGCUACGUUAUGAAUCCCUUUCUGUCCUCCAAUUUAACACAAUAAAUCUUAAGCGGGCUCGCAUGCUGGUAAAAUCACAUGUUUUACACUCCACUGUUCCAGGAUGUGUGAAUUGUAACAGGGAAGAAAAUAUUUUAGCGUGGGAAAACUCCAUGAAACCAAAAAUCAUUUUUGGCUUGCCAUUGGAGAAGAUGGAUGGUGUUGAGAAAUCUCAUUUCAUGGUAAAGACACUUGUGAAAUUAUAUGCGAAUGAGAAGUAUAUCCUUACUGUGAACCAGCAGCCAGAAGAUCUGAGGUUUUAUGUUUCUUUUUAAGGUACGAUUUUAAAUU
Molecule: messenger RNA, 1389 nt
Organism: Prosopis cineraria
Lineage: Eukaryota; Viridiplantae; Streptophyta; Magnoliopsida; Fabales; Fabaceae
Product: protein root UVB sensitive 5-like
Exons: 14
Coding region: 117-1373 (418 amino acids)
Source: RefSeq, a predicted model, not a curated record